UCGUGGCCUUAGAGAUAGGAAAUCUAGAGUAACUCACAGUCUAAACUUCCGGUAAAAAUCGAAAGCUGCCGUUGGGGAUUCUUUGCCUUUCUCUUAGCUCUAUGACCAAUAGGUAAGUCAGAGGAAAAAUUACAAAAAACUGACGGAAGCGUCAGUUGACAUAGUGACAUAGUUCAGCAUAGCGUAUUAGAAACCUACGGUUGGGGUGCUGCCAUAAAUAGUACUGUAUUUCAAAGGAAAUUGACUCGAAACCCUAAAGACACUUCCGGCUCCCCUUGGCAUAUGCGUGGGUCACCCAGUGCGAAGAGACGGCGCAAUAGGCAAUGCCAUAGAGACAUAAGUUAGAACGGCACCCCAACUCUGGCCUAGGUUGGUGCCACGCAUAUGGCGGCGCUUGGGCUGAAGCUGAACGCGAACUCUCUUCGUGACCUCUCCUUUUUCUCUUUCUCUAUCCGUUUUAGUAUCCUGCGGAGCGAAGGCGCUCGUUGAUGACGACACCAAGGGCGCCCGGUGCAUGACGUACUUUUUGUGAGACUGAAAGAGGGAACGUGAGGAGUUCGUUUGUGCGGCGGAGGAGUGGAAGAAAGAAAAAGAAGGUGAGGAGGGAAUGAAGGGAAGGAGGGAGGAAGAGGUUAACCGGGGAGCAACCAAAAAAGGAGCCCUGGCCUUUGGUUUCCUAAGGGGUAAAGUGUAAGGUUUGGGGGCGGGCAGAGAGAGAGAGAGAGAGAGAGAGAGAGAGACGCUUCAGUAUUGCUGCAAACCUAACCCCGUUUACCUAGGAGUAAGCACCAUGGAAGUCAACAGGACUUCCUCCUGCGCAAACGCGGUGAGGAUUGCGCUGUAGAUUGAGAUUUCGCGGUGGUUGCAGAAAAGGUGGAGAAGGGUGGAGAGGUUUGUCUGUCUGUCUGUCUGUCUGUCUGUUUGCUGCAUCACUUGUGCUGCCUUUCCCCUGAGAAGCUCAGGGUCCCGUGAGGGAGGUCAAGCUCAGUGAUAACCACUAUCCUCAAAUCGUCCAGUAACUUGGUUGCUUAGCAGACAUCUGAAUCUUGGUCUCCCCAGUCACUACACUACAGUGGCUCUCGGAUUAGAUGGGUUUGGCCUAUCCUGGUGGUGGUAGCAAUAAUAAUAAUAAAAAUAAUAAUAAGAAAUAAUACAGUAGAAAUAACAAAAAUAUUACUCUCUUCCAUACUCUUAUCGGUUGGGAAUACAUCAUGGCUCUUCCUUCUAGUUGAAUCUUUUUCUGUUUGGACAGUAUCUUGUUUUUCAUUUGGGUUCUGCAUAGUCAUGGAACACAUAUUUCUUCCAUUGAGGACACUUCUGGCACUUUUUAUUGCUAUAGCUACACUGCCUCUUCUGUCUGUAUCCUGUGUUUGAGAAUGUAUACUUUGUUAACAGAUUAUAAGCAUUUCAUUGUGUAUCUAACGUAUGUCACAAUAAAUUUAUUAGCCUUUUAGAUGCUGCAGUAGGCUUCCAAGAUUAUGCUAAUUCCUGCAAAGUAGGUUUACAUUGGCAGAUGAGAACUCUGAGAUGGAUCUUUUCUUAAAGCAACCACACAAGUUCACAUUAGAGCUGAGACUUGAAACUAAGACUUCCUGGCGUGUGCUUCCUUUGCCACAGGACUUGCUCUCUGUUUGAUGGGGUACUAAAUAAGGAUGCAGUCCUAGUUACCUGGAAUUAAGCCCUAUUGAACCCAGUAGGACUCACGGUACUUCUGCAUAGGCAUGGUUAAUUUUUCACUGUAAGGGUUUCUGAAACCAGAGAGAAGCCUGUCCUUGUAGUGGUGGAAUAUGGGCAAAGGCGAUGUAGCCCUUAGAGUAACAGAAAUUAGAAACUUGGAUGUUUGGGUUGAGAUACCUGGAGGGAAGAAUUUUGGUGACUGACAUGGUACCUCAGUAUUUAUGCUUAUUGUGAAAUGAUGCUGAAAUCUGAUUCAGAUUUUUUUAAAAAAAUCUCUAUAAGGCAAAAGAUGGGUGAAUUGGAAACUGAAGAGCUAACUCGAGGUCUCUUAAAUUGAAAGGGGUUCCGAUGGAGCACCUGUAUUUGUGGAAAGGGAGAGAUGUUUUUGGAGAGGGGACUAAGAAUAGGACACAUUUCAACUGAGGGGCACAGUGGAUCUGGAUCUUGUGUUGAUGGGUGUCUAGCAACUGUGUGUGGCUUUCUGGAGGUUGCUGCUACCUCAUAAGUGUUGUACAGUGGUACCUCAGGUUAAGUACUUAAUUCGUUCCAGAGGUCCAUACUUAACCUGAAACUGUUCUUAACCUGAAGCACUACUUUAGCUAAUGGGGCCUCCUGCUUCUGCCACACCACCGGAGCACGAUUUCUGUUCUCAUCCUGAAGCAAAGUUCUUAACCUGAAGCACUAUUUCUGGGUUAACAGAGUCUAUAACCUGAAGCGUAUGUAACCCGAGGUACCACUGUAUUAGAUCAGUGUGGUGGCCUCCAGCAGUCUGUUGGACCUCACCUGCCUUCAGCCCCAGCCAGCUUCGCUAAUGAGUGGGAAUGAUUGGAGUUACAGUUUACAACCUUUGGAGGGCACUGUGUUGGCUACCCUUGGGUUAGAUAGUGGUUAGAAUUUCUCCUGGUCUAGUACUGCAGGAAAUAACAGAUCAAUAAGACUCUGGAUAUUUAUGUCACUUAUUAUGGUUUUCUCCUGUGUUCCUCCCUUUUUCUCCUUUGCAGCCUGAUCCAUCAUGUCUUUGGCAGAUGAGCUUUUGGCUGACCUCGAAGAGGCAGCAGAAGAGGAGGAUGGCAGCUUUGCAGAUGAAGAGGACGAGCCUCCCAUUGAGGAUGUCCAGGAGGAAAUGCAAGUGGAUCUGGCAACUGAUUCAGUCAAGAGUAUUGCCAAGCUCUGGGACAGUAAGACGGUGAGAGAAAAUGAGCUUGGCUGCCGGGCCAAUAUGUAUAGAAGCGAUGGUUUUCAAAAUAGUGUUCAACCUGGGGUCCAAUGGUUCUAUAAACUGUCUUUUCCUUUUUGGGUGUAGUCUGGGGAAGUUAACCCUUUAAAGGUACCCUCUUCAAAAAGUAAGACUCAACUUUUUGUUUUUUCUCUUGUGCAGUUUGCUGAAAUCCUGCUGAAGAUUGAGGAAUACAUCAGCAAACAGCCCAAAGCAUCUGAAGGUACUGAGAGUCUCUGGCUGAGAUUUCCUUUGGAAAAGAGGUCACCCAGCAGAUGUGUAUGCACACAUCACCCAAUCUGAUUCCUGCAGUAUAGAGUCUGCUACAGGACUUCCUUGUCCUGCAGUACAGAGCUAAUGUACCCAUAUGUCCAUCUCCGUCACCUUAUAGUGAGGUGCCCUGUAUGGAUUUUGACUUUGCAUGUUCAUUUCUUACUAGUUCUAGGUCCAGUAGAGGCUGCUCCCGAAUACAGAGUCAUUGUGGAUGCCAAUAACCUCACAGUGGAGAUUGAGAACGAGCUAAGUAAGUGCAAACCUUAGCCACUUGUUUGGGGUGAGGGAGGUUGAGAAGGCUUUGAAAACAAUACAGUAGCUGCUACCCUGUGAGGGUGGCAGAUGAUGAGUUAGAGAAGUAGUGAGAUUGGGAAAGGCUGGCUUCAUUGGAGCAAGGGGUGCGAUCUAGUAAAUAGAAGGGCACAUACUGGCCAGACAAACCAUCACAGGAGUUUUGGGAUGCAAAGGACAUUUGUGUGUUGGUGUCACAGUAGAACAGGGACUGUUUUGAUAAGAGCACUUUCUUUCUUGGGCAGGAGAAAAAGUUCAGGCUGGCCAAUCUCUGAAUAGGCUAUACGGCUCAGCAUUAAAAUGUCUCUGAGCUAGUAUAUUCUGGGAGGCCUACUUUUAUUCUCACUAGUGUUAUGGCGCUCUGCGUUUCUGUCUGUUUCGUAAAAGGUCGUCUUUGCCUUUCUCUUUUCAGAUAUUAUUCACAAGUUCAUUCGAGACAAGUACUCCAAGCGGUUUCCUGAACUAGAAUCCCUUGUUCCAAAUGCACUGGACUACAUCCGGACUGUCAAGGUAUUGUGUCUGUCUGUGUCUUGAACUUCACAAAGUCAGUUCUUUACAUUUGCAUCGAUGACUAGCCCAACCCUCAUAUAACUUUUGGCACUUAUUUAGUGGAAGUGCUCUAUGUUCAAAUGGCUAUUAAGACUGUAACUCAGAUAAUACAUACUGUAGUUUUCCGUGUAUAAGACAACCUUUUUUAAUUCAAAAAUUAAGUUAAAAAUUGGGGGUCUUAUACACGGAUUGUGCAUAGGGGGGAUGGGGGAUUGAUUGCUGCCGUGAGCUGGAGAUUGUCUGCGGGUAUUUUUCGUGUUAUUGGUGGCUGUGGCAAUGGCUGUUGUUGAUUGGCUGCCACUGCGGCACUAGGGUGGGCUAUUGGCAGCUUUUGCCAGCGCGGGGACAGACGAUAGUGGCUUGUAUGAUGCAUGCGAGUGGCAGCGUAGGUUAUGUGGGCGAGCAAUUUUUGACAAUUCUCCCGUAAAAAAGCUCAACAACUCAGGGCAGUUUCUGCCCAUUUUCUCAAUUUUGCGUCCCCCAAAAUAGGGGGUGUCUUAUACACGGGGGCGUGUUAUACACGGAAAAAUGUGGUAAAUAAACACACGGUAAUACCGACUAUUCACAAAACCACGGUGACUGAAAAUCUCUUGAGUAUUCUUCAGGUCCACAGUUAAUUCAUGGUUUUAAUAUGCCAUAAUCAAUCUUGAACCUAAAAGGUGUGGUGGGUAGAGCUAGCAGAUGAGCUGUGUUCAAAUAUUUAUCCUGCUGGGAAGUUCACAUGGCUGCUUUUGAGAAGUUGUUAUUGCUCAGUCUUAAACUAGCUUCCAGGUUAGGAAAAAUGAGGAUUGUGUGUGUGGAGGGCUGGGGGAAGAUCCCCAAAUAUUCCACCCUUGGAGGAAAAGAAUAUUCAUGUGGUCCACAAAUCGUUCCUAGAAUUGCUGACGCAAAUUAGAACUGACCCACGAACAGCUUUGGUCCUUCUCAGUAACGAACAAAACCUGGAUCUGAGACCAGAAUUCUCUAAAUAAGUUUGGGAUUUCAGUUAAACAUGAUUACAGUGCCUCCCACCUGUGCUUUUCAGGGAUGUGCUUUCUGUCUUCUUCAAUGGCUAACUUCUGUUUUAAAACAUUUGAACCUUGCAGGAACUAGGAAACAGCUUGGACAAAUGCAAGAACAAUGAGAAUCUUCAACAAAUCCUCACCAACGCCACAAUCAUGGUGGUCAGUGUCACCGCAUCCACUACUCAGGGGUAAGGCUCUGCACAGGAAAAAGAGGAGGUUUUGGGGAGGGUAUGGGAGAUUGGUGGGCAUCUGGACUGGGAGAGGGAUAUAGACUGAAUUUGCAAAUGGUGCUGAAGGGUGUAAGGUGGACUGUACCAUUCCAGGCUGCAGGUGGGGGAAUUACUUUCCAAAAUUUCCUGUAAGAAGAAUACUCCUAUGUUGAAUGGAGAGUGUCUAGCUUAGCCCUUUCCCCCUUGAUGUGCUAGUGCUUUUUCCUCCCUUUACAGAUUUCUCUUGAUAUAUAGGGGAACAUUGAAAAAUAAUAUCUCAUCUCUGGCAGUAUGGAGUACUACAGUCUACUGUACCACUUGUUCCACCGUCUAUAGAGCAGGCCCAGAAUCAUGGCAGUUUUCCCUUUAUGGGAGUUUAGCAAACAGAAUAGAUUUCGGAUGAGAGAGUGUGGCUUUUAGGUCACUGCUUGGUUGUCAAGAGAGUGGCCUUCAGACAAUUACGGUCUGUCUUCUCACAUGAAGAGACAGGAGGCACCCGCCAGAUCACAUGAUAAAUGGUAUGAGUUAACUUAUUGAUGACUCACGGCUUACAUAUGCUGGUGGAGAGAGAGUGUGGGGUUGCAGAUCAAAAUACACAAGAGGGACCUGCAGCAAAACAUUGCAGUUCGAAUUGCUCCCAUUCAGGUUUCCAGCCAUCUGUUCCCCAUCCUCAACUGUUAGCCAGCAUUCCAUGACCACUGAGCAUGCUCAGUCUUUAUAGGGCUGGUUUUGGGGCUCCCCUGCCUUUGGGCUUUCCAACAAUUUUGCUGUAUGACUGCAAACUGGGGGGCUCUCAACAUCUACAGAUAUCUCCCAUUUUGUGUAUGUGGAUUGUGCCAUUUUUGGCUACGUAAGGAUCCAUGCUCAGAGAUAGAAUAUUAACAUAUAGGGUGGUCCUGAGAGCUUUGAAACAAAUGCCACACUCUUGGCAUGGAGUGAUGGUGCAGAUAUAGUGAACCAGACCUGGUGACCUAGGUAUCUCGGCCUCAAGCGUUGCCUCUCUCCUGCUGCAGGCAACAGUUAACUGAGGAAGAAUUGGAGCGCAUUGAGGAGGCCUGCGACAUGGCCCUGGAGCUGAACCAGUCUAAACACCGCAUCUACGAGUAUGUGGAGUCCCGCAUGUCCUUCAUCGCCCCCAACUUGUCCAUCAUUGUGGGAGCCUCCACUGCUGCUAAAAUAAUGGGUGAGACUCUCAGUGGAGCUCUGUGGGCUUGGGUCCUUGCGUAUCAGAAUAUGGAAACUUGGGAUUGUAUCAGAAUUGGAGCAGAUUCAUUGAAAUUGAUGGAUGUGACUAGCUUAAGUCCUUUAAUGUAAAUGGGUCUAUUCUAGUGUAAUUUAGUUGGAUGUAUAAGUAAGUCUGUCAUUGGCAGAGAGGGACACAAAGGUCCCUAGUCUCCAAAAGGAAUGUAAAGCCUUCCCUCUGAAAGGGUCAAACACCCAUCCCGAUUGAAUGCUAUGGGGAAAUUAUUUAAUUUUUACAAUUCAUCUUUCCAAAUCCAAAGACUGCCGAAGUAUUUCACAAAAGAACAGUGGAGCGUUCAUGUAAAAAAUUAUAAACUUGAAGCCAUGAAUUAAACGGUCCAAGAAAUCUAGCAGCAUCUGUCAUGUUGUUCAUGUAUGAUCAGUUCUGGCAGGUCUCUGUGGCCAGGAAGAGAAAGAGCUCUUCUUGCACACAAAGAGAAGAACUUUGUUCACAAAUCCCAAUAGGCCAGGGAGAAGCCAUGGGGUUUGGCUGAUCAAAAACCCCGAACCACCUUGGCCCUUGGUCCCACAACUAGCAUUCAUUCUAUAUUGCCUUCCCUUCUCUCAAGGCAUUGCCGGUGGCCUCACAAACCUCUCCAAGAUGCCAGCCUGCAACAUCAUGCUUCUGGGGGCCCAGAGGAAGACUCUGUCUGGAUUUUCCAGCACUUCGGUGCUGCCUCACACUGGCUACAUCUAUCACAGCGACAUUGUACAGUCGUUGCCUCCGGUAGGGGUGUGUGUGUGUGUGUGUGUGUGUGUCUGUGUGUCUGUGUGUCUGUGUGUCUGUGUGUGCCCCUCCUCCUUUUUCUGUUAAGUUGGUGCACGAGUUUCCUAACAGCAACCAGCCAACAUGUGCCUUUGAUUCCCUCCUUGCAGGACUUGCGAAGGAAGGCAGCUCGCUUGGUAUCAGCAAAAUGCACGCUGGCAGCGCGUGUAGACAGCUUUCACGAGAGCUCUGAAGGGAAGGUAUGUGGUACAAGGCAAAAGCUCCGGGAUCCUGGGGGAGUGGCUGGUGUGAGAGGCAUAAAGGAGGGUCCCAAGGGGGUGGCUGCUUUGUAAGCACUUUUUGCUCUUUUAUCCUUCUGCUACCAUUCAGGUUGGCUAUGACCUCAAGGAGGAAAUUGAAAGGAAAUUUGACAAGUGGCAGGAGCCACCUCCUGUCAAGCAAGUGAAGCCACUGCCAGCACCCUUGGAUGGACAAAGGAAGAAACGUGGAGGACGCAGGUGCGGGGGAGAGAAUUGAAGAGAUGUCUUGCGGCAGGGGCAGGGUGGGAGUCAGACCUGGCUGAGCUGGCUGAGGCAGCUAGGAGGGUGGUGUUAAGCGUGCUAGGAAAUAAGUACAGUUGUACCUCGGAAGUCAAACAGAAUCUGUUCUGGAAGUCCGUUCGAUUUCCAAAACAUUCAGAAACCAAAGUGUGGCUUCUGAUUGGCUGCAGGAGUAUAAGAAAGUUUCGACUUCCACAUUAAUGGAGGUAGGAGAGGGUCAGGUCAGGUUGUAUCAGAAUUCCGUAAACUUGAGUGUCUCAUUGAGAUGAACCCAGGAAUCCUGGCAUUUCAGCCCUCCGUCUCCUGUCUGAAUUUGUUUUUAUGCCAAACACUGCUUUCAUUCUUGGCAGCAGCACUCUGUCCUGGCAUCAUUCAGUUCUCAGCUGUCAAUCUUAAAAGUGCUUUUCCUUGCUCCUUCAGAUAUCGCAAGAUGAAGGAGCGUCUCGGUCUAACGGAAAUCCGGAAGCAGGCAAACAGGAUGAGCUUUGGAGAGGUAAGGAGUCCUGCAUAGUCUCCUUGUGUAGGAUUUCUCUGGGUCUUUGGGUGUUGGCUGUCUAAUCCCUCAGGAGGGCAGGAGUAGAAACCAGGAGUUUCGGACUCAGUUCAGACUCUGUUCCCCAACUGUGCCUUUUUAACUGGUACAGUGGAAUGGGGGAAGUAACAGAAAUCUUUUGCAGGGCAGGGAUCUCCAGGUUGAUUUACAUUUUAUGUAAAAUAAGCACUUCCAAGUAAAACAAAGCAUUAAACUUGACAAGCCAUAUGUGCAUUUUGCUGUGUACAGAAGCUGCACGUCUGCCCACAUCUAUAUGCAGGAAUAUUUAAGUUUGGGUGGCGGUUAUGUGUUAUAUGGCCCCUCUGCUUCGGAUGUACUUGCAUGUGACCCAACCCAGGCCAUUUCAGGGAGGCUCACCUUGGCACACAAUUACCUUUGUGGCCAGGGAGAGUCGCUCUCGUGUAGUGAUCAGAGUGCUGGACUCAGGCCAGGAUUCAAAUCCUCGCUCAGUCAUAAAGUGCAUCAGAUGACCUUGUGCCAAUCACCCUACAACAGGCUACUUGUGGGAAUAAAGUGAUGAUGGAGGGAGGGAACCAUUUAUGUCAACUUUACUACCUUGGAAGAAAGUUUGGAUAUAAAUAUAGGGACCAAUUUGCCUCUUCCUAGAUUGCAGGAUUAGUGGUGGGGUUGUCUUUUGGAUCUAUAGGCUAAAAAUAAAAAAGGAAAUUUACUUUUUACUUUACUGAGCCACUUGGGCAAAAAUUUUUUUUAAAAAAAAUACAAAAGGGAAGGGGUUGCAUUCUCAUUGAAACUGUCAACUUGGUCAUUGGUCCUGUACUAUCUAAUCCAAACUUGGCCUUUUCUUCUCUGUGCUACGCUUCUUCUCUCCACACCUUUGCUAGAUUGAAGAAGAUGCUUACCAGGAAGACCUUGGUUUCAGUCUGGGCCACCUGGGGAAGUCAGGCAGCGGCCGAGUCCGGCAGACGCAAGUCAACGAGGCCACGAAGGCCCGCAUCUCAAAGACGCUGCAAGUAAGGAAAUGGGGACUGGAUGUGGUGUGUCGGGAGCUGUAAAUCAUCUUAUGACUGGGUCCAUCAAGGCUGUAUUUCAAAGCCUCUGGACCUGGGCAGGGGCUGUUCGUUCCUGAAGGCAGCAUCACAUUGUCCUCUUGAGGUUUCGGCAAACAACUACACUGAGCAACAAGAUCAGAGCUCUUACUGCAGUGUAAUUAUGCCGAGCAUGUAUGUCCUAUUGUUACUCAGAGCGCUCAGAAAAUACUCCCAGGCCAACAAGCUCCGUGUGGAGCAGCCCUUGAGAGCUUCAGCAGGCACAGAAUUAGACUAAUUCUAUGGUCACAUUGCUGGCCAUUAGUCUCUGAUAAGGGUAGGCAAUUUCCCUGUUCCAAGUGGCUUUUUAACGUUGAGGUGAAGGGCACCACACUAGGUUUUCUCUGUGAUUGGAGAAAGAAUGUGCCAGGGCUACUGGAGCAGCUACCGAGCCAGGGAGGGCAGGAUAUGAGUGUUACAUGCGUUUGACAUGCCUUUUGGUACUAGGGAAGGUAACAAAUGAAGGUCGUGCCUUUGGACAGCCAGCCAUUUGGUUGUUCCCCUGCCCCGUGCUUUAGCAUCACUUCCCUCUCUUUUCACUGCCUCCUCUAUGAAAGGCCUAACACCCGUGCCUUUUUGCAUUUGUCCUCCCAACCAGCGCACUCUCCAGAAGCAGAGCAUGGUGUAUGGAGGGAAGUCCACCAUCCGGGACCGCUCCUCGGGCACUGCGUCCAGCGUGGCCUUCACUCCGCUGCAGGUAAGCACCACGCUUGGCUCUGCAUUCCUUGAAUUACCUGUAAGUGGCACUGAUGGGGGCUGAGUGUACAAAGAGCUGGGUGUGCUGGGCUCUAGGAGUUUUGAAGAACUGAGUGUGUGCCUGGCAAGGAUGCUGAGAAGUCCAAUGGAUGAAAGAAGAACCUUUGUGGGGAAUGCUGUUGUGCUCAUGUCCUGCUUGUGACUUCCCAGAGGAGCAUCAGGAUGGCUACACUGGGAAAAGGAUGUUGGGCUAUGUUUCUUUCCUCUGAUCCAGCAGGGUUUUUUGGUUCUUAAAUACCUUUUUGUUUGCUGUAGCUUUUUUUAAAAAAUGAGGCUUAUAGAAUGCUAUAAUACAUUUUUCUUGGCUGAAACCCUAAUAACUCUCUGUCUCCCCACCCUCACUGUUCUGCUUGCAGCACUUGAGGAGGAAAGAUUAUAAGCUCAUGUGUGCAAUAUCGGCUGUUGUUAUUGUAUAAUAAUAACAACAACAUUAGGGGGUUUUUUCGCACUAAGGUGUCUCAGUAAAAACAGAAAGGGCCAGGACUUUAAAGCCAGAUAUAAAAACAGCAAUACAGAAAAAAUUAAAUACAGUACUGUAAAUUUAUUUCAAGGAAGAAAUCGUACCCACCGCAUGGAUGAGUGCAAAAAUGGCCCUGGACAUAGCUAACUACCCUCCCAGUGAAAAACUGAAGGCUGGGUAAAUAACAAUGUCUUUUGCCUUGCACUUAAAAUACAACAAUGAUGCUAGGCAGGUUUCUCUUGGGAAAGUGUUUCACCAACUAGGAGCGCACCAAGCAAUUUCUUCUGUCCAAGGCAUAGAAGCUGGAGUGGGCAUGUGUUGUCGUAAUUCAGUGCCUCUCCUACUUUCUAAAGAUGGCAAGAUCUCUGGACUCCGUAUUUUUUAAAAAUAGCCUCCCUCUCUCACAUUCACCUCCCCCCUCCUCUUGUUUCCAGGGUCUGGAGAUUGUGAACCCUCAGGCGGCUGAGAAGAAGGUAGCCGAAGCAAACCAGAAGUACUUCUCCAGCAUGGCUGAAUUCUUGAAGGUGAAGAGCGAGAAAAGUGGCAUCAUGUCCACCACAUAGCCCUCUUGCCACGGACGCUGUCCCUCCCCUUUGACUAGCAGUUUGAACCAUGAACCACAUUCAAGAAGAGGAGCCUUUGCACAGAAAACAGGCCUUUGUUGAAGUUCCAAAGGCGGCCUGGCAUUCAGAACUUUCCAUUCUCCCGGGCCCAAGUGGUACCUUGUGGUUCUCUCCCUACCCUGCUUUUCUUUCUUGAGAAACGUCAUUGUCAGGGAGCCUAGUAUUCUGGCGGGGGGGGGGGUGUGUGCGGCAGGGGGAAGCAUGCAGUAGAGGAGAUUGAGUUCUCUUCCCUGGUCUCAUGCAGUAUUCAGAAGCAGGCUACUGAAGGUGUGAGCUGUUUAUAACGGCAUGGCGUGGUUAGCUUAAAGGAGUAACUUGAAUGAACUUACAACAUCCCAACCAUGGCUUUAGAUCAUCCUGGGUACGAUCCUCUUCACCGUUAGCCCAAGUUUUAAAUGAAACUGAGGUUGUAAAAAUACCAGCAUGAAUACAAGUAAUGCUUUGGGAUAGUACCAGAGCGCUUCUCCCUUGCUGUGUUGGUUUAGGAGUUACUAACCCUUUGUCCUGUUUCACGAUCUGGAACUAAACAACAGAUUUACUGGUUAUAGUGACGGUAUCUCUCUCCCCAUACAAGUAGAUUCAUGUUUGUCCUGUAAAAGGACUGUGCUGUGUGUGUGCUGUCAUUUGGCAGGAACUGAAUUUCAAAAUGCUCUAUGCUCAUGUUCUACGGAAGGUUAUAUCUAUGUAUGAAUGUGCUAGGGUGGUAGAAUAAAUAGCUUUGCAGUUACAUGGAACUGUGAGUGCAGGACUGGCAAUUUUGGGGGAUCUGAAGGUAACUGAUUCCAUUUCUUACUGUGGAAAUGAGUGGCUCAUUAAGGGAAUCACACUUUUCUCGUGGUGUCUGACUUUCAGAUGUGUUUUAAUGUGGUAGGAAAAAGCAAUAGUUAUUAAAGAAUAAGAGACUUUUUUCUCCUAUGAGAGAAGUGACUGGUUGAUUCCAUAGGUGAGACAGUUGCAGGGACUACGGAGAGGGAGGCAGGAGGGAGACGUAAUUCGCUGGAGGGUAAAUUAGAUCUGGCCCUAUGUUUGCUACAUGUAGGACACUCUUCCCUAACCUGAUGCCCUCCAGAUGUUUUGGACAGCACUCAUGAACCCUAGCCAGCACAGUCGAGGAAGACUUGAUUUAUAGAUGCCAUGUUUUCUCUCUGCAGUCUAGAAAAAACUCUAAAUUCAUGCUGAUUUCAGGAUGCCUUUGGUGUGGGGAGAGACAUAAAGGAUUUAUGGGGUGUCUGUUUUGACAGUGGGAGCAUGAAACUUCUUUGUCUCUAACCUGUAUAUUUUUGGAAAAAAUAGAGUGGCACCUUUGGAGUCUG
Podarcis lilfordi (Lilford's wall lizard) is the source of this 12478-nucleotide messenger RNA. The record is from the annotation of a GenBank genome assembly. NCBI's taxonomy places the organism in Eukaryota, Metazoa, Chordata, Lepidosauria, Squamata, Lacertidae.